CCAGUGCCAACAAGGCUGCAAAGAAAAAUCUGGAGACAACUUUCGAAGCCGAAACGAAGCUGGAGCAGACACAGUGACACAAGAAGAGGAAGAGUGAGGCAAAAUGGCGAACGAAGUUACACAUGCUCCCAAUAAAACAUGGGAAUUGAGUUUAUACGAGCUGCACAGAACGCCACAAGAUGCAAUUACGGAUAACACAGAAAUAGCAGUUUCACCGAGAAGUCUCCAUAGUGAGCUCAUGUGCCCAAUUUGUUUGGAUAUGUUGAAGAGUACAAUGACAACAAAGGAAUGUUUACACCGAUUUUGCCAAGAGUGUAUUAUUACAGCCCUUCGUAGUGGAAAUAAAGAGUGCCCUACGUGCAGGAAAAAACUUGUUUCGAAACGUUCAUUGCGACCUGACCCUAAUUUUGAUGCACUGAUAUCUAAAAUUUACCCAAGCAGAGACGAAUAUGAAGCUCACCAGGAAAGAUUGAUGGCAAAACUCAACAAACACCACAACACAGCUGCCCUCACCAACAGUAUUGAAGAAGGUUUGCGGCUUCAGGCCUUGAAUCGGGCACAACGGGUGAGAAAACAAAAUCAGAAUACUGAAAUGGGUGCUCGGAGAAAUGAUGACGAUCCAAAUGAUGAUAAUUUGUCAGAGUCUCAGGGUUUGGCAGAUAACGAUGAGAUGUCAAAUCAGUCGAACGAUGCACUGCAGCACAAGCCAAUAAUGAAGCAUCAGUUCUCAGAUGAUUCGAGUGCGGAAAACUCCACAGGUGAAGCUAGCAUGUCAGAGCAACACUCAAGGGGUAGUCCAGAACCUGCCAUACCCCAACUGAUCAAUGAGAUUGAACUGAUUUUCAAGCCCCAUCCUCAAGACUGCGAUGGUGAUCCAUCGUCACAGACCCGUUACAUCAAGACCACAGGAAAUGCCACUGUUGACCAUUUGUCCAAGUACCUGGCCAUCCGUUUGUCGAUAGACACUUCAAGUGACUGCGAUGAAGAGGAAGUGUCGUCUGGCAGUCGGUUUGACAUCUUCGUCGCGUCACCUCCCGGCCAUUUUGUUCUGCUGAGUGGAACCACAAAUCUGGAGCAUGUGAAAGACAAGUACUGGAAAGUGAACAAACCCCUCGAGAUCUUCUACUCGGUGCGCAAGUCAGCGUCGCAGUCGACUGUGAAGAAAAUGCAUCCAGACAAAUGAGGGGCGCCUUCUUAAUAACUCAAGUUUAAAAAAAAAAUUUUUUUUUAAUCUUAAAGUUUGACUGGCAAGAACAAUAUAAGCAUCUUCACCUUUGUAGCCAGAACAUUUGGUCCUGUUUUUGACCCCUCUAUUUUCUUGGAGCUACCUUUGGUCACGUAAUACGAUGCUGAUGAAUGUACCGUGUAGCUACCCCCGUUUAAGUUAAAAGUGUAUUCGUCAAGAUGUAUCAAGUGUUCAUGCUGUCACACACUGGCUGGAGGCGCAGUGACUUGUUCCUUGAUUGGGAGGUUGGCUGCAUUGGGGAGGACUGAUAUAUAAAGAUUUGCAAGUCGUGUUCUUUCUUUCAACUUGUCUUUUUAGUUGUGAUGGAUGUUUUAGUAACCUAAACCGUUGUGAUGGAUACAACACAAAGACUCAAACUCUGUACAACUCGUAACUAAUAAUGUGCCAGAUGGUGUAGAUAUUUGUGCUUGUAGAUACUCAGUUGGCGGACUCCAACAAUUUUCACAGCUAGCUAAUCGCGGGCAGUACUGCAUACAGGGGUAUCUCAACGGCCUCCAAAAAUGACUAUCAUCUGUAUGCAAUACUGCCCGCAUAAUAAUGGUUAUCGGCUUAGAGAGAUAUCUCUGUAAAUAAACCCACUGCCAUUGUAAAUUUCACACUACCUUUGUAGAGUGGUGGCUGGUGACCUUGAAGCUUCUCCUUUAUUGUAAGAUUUUACAAUUGAACGUUACUGUGGAGUCCUUGCAACCCCUUCCCUGCCUAGGGGAAGUAACAUAGCUCUGCCAGGGUGCAGAAAAAUGUUUAUCAAGUUAAAGAACUAAUACUGGUUUAAUUUCUUUUUUUCUACAUUCUUCUUCUGAAACUGCACAUUGUGUAUGGAGUAUUCAAUAAACAUUCAUUUGCAAGCAAAGGAAAACACUUCCACAACAUAAUUUUUUUCUUCUUUUUUUUUUUUUGGAUUCAUACAUGUUUUUUUGUUUUUUUAAAGUUCCCUUUUUUUUGGUGGUUUAUUGAAGAAUGUAUUGAAUAAAAACAGUAGUAAAAUGCCCCAAGCUUAGAUUUCACCAGCGAUGUCGUGGGUGUGAUUCUCUCAGUGAACUAGUCUGUCACUCACUUUCCCAUUUACAGCCAGUAGUGCUUCUUCGUGUGAUUCGACUUGUAAUUCUCUCCAAAAUAAAGAGCAGACUUUGUCAAUCAGGU
Molecule: messenger RNA, 2386 nt
Organism: Aplysia californica (California sea hare)
Lineage: Eukaryota; Metazoa; Mollusca; Gastropoda; Aplysiida; Aplysiidae
Product: E3 ubiquitin-protein ligase RING2
Exons: 3
Coding region: 104-1183 (359 amino acids)
Cellular component (GO): PcG protein complex; ubiquitin ligase complex
Molecular function (GO): chromatin binding; ubiquitin protein ligase activity
Source: RefSeq, a predicted model, not a curated record